AUGGCCACACUAAAUAUAGCCCAGCACAUAGCCUACACCGUGACGUGUGACGUGAACGCACGGAGCCCACAUGUUCGCAAGAUGGUGCGCCCGCGCGGCACGCGCCAUUCCCGCGGUGGCCGGCGCCCUGACGCCAUCUCAACAACUCAACACACCACCACCGCUAAACGGUUCUUCGAAAUACGUGAUCUCAUCAGGAACGGCAAACCGGAACUAAUGCAACCCAAACACACG
This is a messenger RNA of Iphiclides podalirius (scarce swallowtail), 234 nucleotides long. NCBI's taxonomy places the organism in Eukaryota, Metazoa, Arthropoda, Insecta, Lepidoptera, Papilionidae. The record is from the annotation of a GenBank genome assembly.